Nerophis lumbriciformis (worm pipefish) is the source of this 1788-nucleotide messenger RNA. Lineage: Eukaryota; Metazoa; Chordata; Actinopteri; Syngnathiformes; Syngnathidae. The record is from RefSeq and is a predicted model, not a curated record.
AUGUCGCAACUGCUCCAUGUCGAGAUCCCAAAUUUUGGAGCCACAGUGCUAGGCUCUCUGAAUGAGCAGCGUUUGUUGGGACACUACUGUGAUGUCUCCAUCCUAGUCAAAGGCCAGGCGUUUAAAGCCCACCGGGCCGUGCUGGCUGCCAGCAGUCUGUACUUCCGUGACCUCUUCAGCACGUCCACCAAGAACCAAUUCGAGUUGCCCUCCUCGGUCACACCGGCGUGCUUUGAGCAGAUCCUUUCCUUCUGCUACACGGGCAAGCUGACAAUGGCAGCGAGCGAGCAGCUAGUUGUGAUGUACACGGCCGGCUACCUUCAAAUCCAGCACAUCGUGGAACGCGGAAUGGACUUGAUGUUCAAGGCCAACUCCCCACACUGUGACUCACAGACAGCCGGCACUCUAGAGGAGACGAGCUCAGAGCCGCAGAGUCCGUGCAACAAUGGCAACGGUUUGGCGGUGGCCGCCCUUCUGGCGAACACCGGCUGGUCCCCCUCUCUCCUCAUGCCGCCGCGCAAGAUUAAACUAGAAAGCGGUGAACCCACACCCCUGACCGUUGCGACCACGCAAGGCAAAAUCUCCUCCUCUGAGUUGGGAAGCCGGCUGGCGAGGGCAAGUUCACUGUUUUACACCACGGCAGGAGGGACCACCAUCCCCGGUGUGCCUCCUUACCACCUUUUGGGUGCUGGGGGAGGUGGGCCAGCAGGCGGAGCAGCGGGUGAGCGUUCAAGUCCCGGUGAAUCCAGUCUGCCGACUACCGACAGUCCAACUUCAUACCAGAAUGAGGAUGAAGAGUUUGAAGAAGAGCCUUACGACGGAAUGGCGGAAGACAGUUUUGGUCACCUCUAUGCACGUUCAGCCAACCCCUAUGGCGUUCCAGACAAACCCGAGAUUUCGGGCAUGCCGCUGGCCCUGGAGAAUCGUAAUUGCGUGCUGAUCCGUCGGGAUCUGGUAGCGCUGCCCGCCAGCCUCAUUAGCCAGAUCGGCUACCGAUGUCACCCAAAGCUCUACACAGAGGGAGACCCCGGCGAGAAGCUGGAACUGGUUGCUGGUACACAGGUGUUCAUGACUCGAGGUCAGCUGAUGAAUUGUCAUCUCUGCGCUGGAAUCAAACACAAGGUCUUGCUGCGCCGUCUGUUAGCGACGUUCUUUGAUCGAAAUACUCUAGCCAACAGCUGCGGGACUGGUAUUCGCUCCUCCACCAGUGACCCCAGCAGGAAACCCCUGGACAGCAGGGUCCUCAACGCUGUCAAACUCUACUGUCAAAACUUCAACCCUAACUUCAAGGAGAGCGAAAUGAAUGUGAUUGCUGCUGACAUGUGCACCAACGCCCGACGCGUGCGUAAGCGCUGGUUGCCCAAGAUCAAGUCUAUGCUGCCCGACGGAAUGGAAGUGUACCGUGCCGGAAUGGCCAUGGGUGCCGCCACCCCCGUGCCCGUGGGCCUGAACCUGGGACUGGGCGCCACCCCGCAACAGGUGACGCUUCCUUUUGAGACCGACUUCAAAAGCUUCGACCAGAGGUUGUACCCCGAGCGCAAGGACCCCCUGCGGACUCAUCCGGCGCUAGCCGACGGCAGCCCGGGGUCCGGGGCGGCGGCGGCAGCUUCCGAAGGAGAAGCGGGAGGAACCCAGGAAGAGCAGGAGGAGGACGAGGACGACGCCGGUUUGGAGGCUAGUGACACCUCCGCCAAUUUGAUCCCCAACGGCAGCGACGCGUCCGCUUGCGACGAUGCGCCGCCCGAGCAAGAAGCUUUCGGACAAGGCCUGAGGGUGAACGGACAGUGA